Coregonus clupeaformis (lake whitefish) is the source of this 6450-nucleotide messenger RNA. Its product is annotated as striatin-like. Bases 642 to 2996 code for a protein of 784 amino acids. The record is from RefSeq and is a predicted model, not a curated record. The transcript is spliced from 18 exons. Lineage: Eukaryota; Metazoa; Chordata; Actinopteri; Salmoniformes; Salmonidae. Gene Ontology annotation, molecular function: protein phosphatase 2A binding; protein-containing complex binding; armadillo repeat domain binding. Gene Ontology annotation, cellular component: dendrite.
ACAUCAUGUGUUGGCAACAUUUUAUUUCAUGUUUUUUCUUGGAUUUCAAAGGGCCUGAAAUUCAGUCAGGGGGUCAUGGGUGAUAGGCUUGUGUGUGUGUGCUAAGUAAACAACUGGAUGAAUGCAUCUAUGGAAUGCAUAGAUAAAUGAAUGGAAUGUGCUAUAAUAUAUUAAAUAUGGCUACCACAGAUACACUUAUGUAGCAUACAUUAUGACAUUUCCAAUUUCAGAUACAAAAAAAUCUACUUCGUAGGACAAUUAAAGAAAAAGACAGUAAAGAAAAAGGGCGCAUUUUAGGGUGAAAAAUGCAGCUCUAUCUUCUUUGAACUUCAAAUUCCAUCAUGCGUAGGAUAAACAAUUGUCAACACAACGCGCAUUUAUAUCCGAUUGGCUUAUUCCAGUGUGAAUCGUGGAAAUCGACCAAUGGGUAAGGAAAACUCUGGAUGUGGGUGGGAGCUCAGUGUGAACGUCACCAAUAGACAGCUGGCUGCUCAGACAUGCGUGUGCCUGCCCAGUAGAGAGAGCUGUAGGUAGCGAUUUCCUUUCCAUUUCAUAUCACAGGGGCGGCUAAAGGAAAACCCAUCUGUCUGAGCACAGUCGUGCCAGCUUGCGCGAACCGAACCCACACACCUGGCCUGGGCAUGGACGAACAGGCAGGGCCCGGCGUGUUCUUUAACAACAACAACAACUCGGGUUUGCCUGGCGCUGGCAAAGGACCGCAGCAGCCAGGCGACGUCGGUGGCGGAGAGGCGGCCAGGGCUCAUUACAACAUUCCGGGCAUAUUGCACUUUCUGCAACACGAAUGGGCCCGCUUCGAGGUGGAUAGAGCGCAAUGGGAGGUGGAGCGAGCCGAAUUGCAGGCCCAGAUAGCCUUCCUGCAGGGCGAGAGGAAGGGCCAGGAGAACCUGAAGAAGGACCUGGUCAGGAGGAUCAAGAUGCUGGAGUAUGCCCUCAAACAGGAGAGGUCAAAAUACCACAAGCUCAAAUAUGGAACAGAGUUGAACCAAGGAGACAUGAAACCUCCCAGCUACGAUGAUUCCGAUGAAGGGAAUGAAAACGAGGUCCCGAGCCCCCCCAACAGUAGUCAGCUGGGUUGGAAACAGGGACGGCAGCUACUCAGACAGUACCUUCAGGAGGUGGGCUACACGGACACCAUCUUGGAUGUGAAGUCCCAGAGGGUCAGGGCGCUGCUGGGCCUGGCUAGAGAUUCUGGAGAGAGGCCGUCGGACAGGAAACCGGAACCCAUGGUCAACGGCACCGAGCCAUCUUUGCUGAAGGACAGCGGCAUGAUCAGUAAACCUGACAUGUCUGACUCGGCCACUGUCCUUGAGGCCUUCAAGUUCAUAGAAAGCGCCGCCGCCGAGUUUAGCGACGAGGAGGACGACGAAGACAGCGAAGGGAGGGACAAGACCAUUAUGAACUUGGCCACUAUGGUGAGGAAGAAGACAUCUUCGUCCCCCUCCUCAUCCUCGGACAUGAGUGACGACCUGGACACAGAGGAGGCCCUGAAGGGCUUUGACUUCCUGGCCAGCCCAGAUGAGAUGGACGGCUCACCCGAUACCCGGAGCGCCGAAGACAGCGGAGACUGGGAGAAGGAAGAGCAGUGCCCCAUGCCCGAGGCCUGGGACGUGGACCAGGGCCUCAUAGCCCAACUCAAGGAGCAGUACAGGAAGGAGCGCAAGGGCAAAAAGGGGGUGAAGAGGCCUAACCGGUCCAAACUGCAGGAUAUGCUGGCCAACCUGCGAGACGCAGAAGACCUCCCGUCCAUGCAGCCCCCCGUGACACCGCCCUCCCGGCCCAGCGUCCCCAGGCUCAACGAGCACGAAGUGGGCCGCCCCGAAGAAGUGGAGGCCAUGACGUUUCCGCCUACGUCAGGGAAGUCGUUCAUCAUGGGGCCGGACGAUGCGGCAGAGAGCGAGCUGGGCCUGGGCGAGCUGGCGGGCCUCACUGUGGCCAACGAGGCAGACAGCCUGGCCUACGACGUGACCAACAGCCAGGAUGCGCUGCGGAAGACGUGGAACCCCAAGUUCACACUGCGUAGCCACUUUGACUCCAUCCGGGGCCUGGCCUUCCACCCCGUGGAGCCCGUCCUGGUCACUGCCUCCGAGGACCACACCCUCAAACUGUGGAACCUCCAGAAGACUGCCCCCGCCAAGAAAUGUGCUGCCCUAGAUGUGGAACCCAUCUAUACAUUCAGGGCCCAUCGUGGUGCGGUGUUGUGUGUGACCAUGAGCUCUACAGGGGAGCAGUGCUUCAGUGGGGGGAUGGAUGGAACCAUUCAGAGCUGGAACACCCCCAACCCUAAUAUCGACCCCUAUGACUCAUAUGAGCCCUCGGUGCUGCGGGGGGCGAUGCUGGGUCACACUGACUCAGUGUGGGGUGUGGUCUACAGCUCGGCCCACCAGCGCCUGCUCUCUUGCUCCGGGGACGGCACUGUGCGCCUGUGGAACGCUGCCAACACCUCCCCCGCACUCGCCAUCUUCAACGAGAAAGGAGAGCUGGGCGUCCCCACGUCAGUGGACCUGGUGUGCAGUGAGCCGGCCCACAUGGUGACGUCGUUCAGCACGGGGGAGAUCGGACUCUUCAACAUGGAGACGCGGCAGCUGAUUCUCAAGCUGGACCAGACCGGAGAGCCCGAAGCCCCGUGUAAGAUCAACAAGGUGCUGAGUCACCCCACUCUGCCCAUAACCAUCACGGCCCAGGAGGACCGACACAUCCAGUUCUUCGACAACAACACGGGGAAAUGUAUUCACUCCAUGGUGGCCCACCUGGACGCAGUCACCUGUUUAGCUGUGGAUCCCAACGGCUUGUACCUGAUGUCUGGCAGCCACGACUGCUCCAUCCGCCUGUGGAACAUGGAGAGCAAGACGUGCAUCCAGGAGUUCACAGCGCACCGCAAGAAGUCGGACGAGGCCAUCCACGACGUGGCGUUCCAUCCCACCAAGUGCUACAUCGGCAGCGCCGGGGCCGACGCGCUUGCCAAGGUCUUCGUAUGACCGCAAAUUCCAAUAGCUAACAGCUGCGUCCGGCUCGAAGGACCAUGAAAAAGGGGAUGAGGUGUGGUGUAACUGAAGGGAGGGAUGGGAGUUAGAGCCCAACUCAAAGGCAGGAAAUGUAGUGAGGUGGAUGGGUAACUAGCCACUGGUGUCUGGGUCUCGACCAGUGGCAGUCGAGAGGGAUGGUUAGACACCUGAUGGUUUGAAGGCUGAAAGGGGUGAACGUGAGAGUUGGCGAGAAAGAGGGCUACUGUCUUUCCACUGUAUACUUCCUGUCCUACAGACACACUCCCCAGCUAACCCGGGCAGGCCUGGGUGCUACAUCCAAACCAGGAGACCAGUGGUUAAACAUCACAAAGACCAGGCGCAUAUCCAGGAAAUUCUCAAGACCUGUACUCUCAUUUAGAAACAUUGAAUUUGUGUCCUAACAGAAACACAAGACUCGUAUUCUGCACCCCAACCCCUGGCCACCCCUAAGACUGCCUGUGUCUUCAAUGUUGUCGUUUUUCAAAGAUUUCAUGGAAAUGUGCCUUUUUCGUCAAUCGUCUUGCAAACAACGUUAUUUUACAGUUUGUGUGCAACGUAGGAGUGGGCAGGUCGUUCAACAACAAGUAAUCAUUUAUUGUCCAACAUAGUACUGGACAUUGUCUAUUCCAUUUGAUCCAUAAAACUAAGUUUAAAAAUAAUUAUAUUUUCAUUCUAUGUACACAGCAUAUGUAUGGCUAGUGGUCAAUAGUCACAGUACUGUUUCAGUUAUUGAACGUGGGAGUUGGGAGCCACAAUGCCCUCAAAUCCACUGAAAUAUACAGUAGCGUGCAGAACUGGAGUCCCCCUGAAUAAGAAAAAUGGUAAAGUAACCUGAAAGUCAGUUUGAAGUUGAAGUAAAGGCCAUGAGGCUGCAUUUCCUUGAUGUGUGAUUUAUUAUAGCCUUUUUUUAUAUGUCUGUGGUUUUGUAUUUAAUCACAACAAAUUCGAAAUGACUCCAUUAGUUCAUCUCUAAAACAAGUAAAAUUGUAGCUUUUUAAGUAGUGCCUAUUGUCCACACACUUGUUUUGCACCCUCUUGAAAAGCUAAACCCAUGAAAAUAAUUUAAUUGUGUAAUGAAACUUUGCUAACAAAAUUCCUACAUAUUAGCCCAUAUGAAUCUGUCACCUAUGUGAGUAAGCCAUCCUUGUAUUCCAGCUUGCUUUGCUUCACUGUUGAAUCAGUGUUCAAAUACAAAUUGUCUGUACACAGCCAAAACACUGACUUACCCAGGCCACAUCCAUUCUUAAACUUAAUUUAGUUUCCAAUUAAAUUGUAAAUGCUUUUAUGCUUCAGCUUCAGUUCUCCUAGGUACAAGGAGUGCCUCUUUGGUGUUUGGAUGUUCCAUUCUUUACAUAAAUAGGGCCGCAACUCCUACUACAUUGUAAUAUACAGUACCAACAUAAGUAGAAGCGUUAACUCUUAACAAGAUCUGUCCUGUGACACUUUGCUAGCAGUAGAUCAAUUACUCAAACUUUGUUUCACAAUUUAACGCAAUUGAUUGAUCAAUGUUGUGGUUUGACCUAAUUUGAGUACAUGCUGCUUUAUCGUGUAUUUAUAGUUGAACAACCAGACAAACUGCACUGAAAAUGGUUUGCAGUGAAAACAUUUAUUCAUUUAAUUGUUUUUUUAUUUGAGCUGUGUAUUUAUUUAUGACUCCGUGUCAUUUAAGCCAAAAGGAUCAACCAAGUAUUGUCUUACAACGACAAGAUGCUUCACAGAGAGCCUGCGGAUGUAAAGUUUCCUGCGACCGCUAAGUUGGUCUUUCAGCUUAUAAUGCUAAGUUAGCUCUUUUGCUAAUGCUAAGUUAAUGCUAAGUUAGCUAUGACUGCUAAGGUAGUUUCUUCAUAGCUAUCCUGCUUGCCCCUGUACUGAGUUAGCCCCUUGGCUCCCAUUUUUGACUGCAGAACUGAGGUCUCUCAGUACUCAACUGCACAUAAGCUACGCUCCUGUGUUUAGGCGAUAUGACCAGCUCUGGUCAGAAAGCAAGGUAAAUGCUUUAUGUAAUAACUGUUAGAGAAUAGAAUUGUCUCAUUAUUUUGAGCAAUUACUCGUUUUUUAUUUACUAUACAUGGUUGUUGAAAAAGGUAAAGAAAUCCUUGUUAAAUACAGGUAGAUAUUUUUUAAAAGAAUAUUUUCUGUUUUACUUGAACAUUUAGGAGUUAUUCCUUGGGGGAUUUGUGUACUUUUUUUAUUUUGUAGUGGAAUGGUUGGAGAUUUGCCGGUCUUAUCAAAAGUUGUAUGCCUUUGGUUGUGAGCACUACAAAACAAGACAGAUUUUGUCAUUAUUCUCCAAGUUGUUUCAUCUGCAGUUGAACAGAGAGAGAUUAGGAUUUCGCUAUCUACCAAAUGCUUUGGUCUCUAAAAUGAGGACUGUUGAAUGACAAGGAUGGAUCAAAAAUCUGUGGGGAAUUCGGUGUGCUUGCGUUGUACAAAUAUCUUUUUUUCUUUUUUCUUUACUUUGGUGUCAGGUAAUUUUAGACAAUGUAAGGGCGAGAACAAAAAUGUGUACAGUUUUAAAGUAUAAAAAAAAAAGAUAUUUAUUAACACAGUAUAUUGAGUGAUGUGAAAUGGAGUCAGUAUGUAUGGUGCGCUUGUCGUGGUAAACGUACAGUAGUUUCAUCACAACACUGAGUAGUUGAACAAAAUAGGAGUUAUUAUAGGGCCCCCUGCUGCUCACAAUGUGGAAGAAGCAUAUUUCAGCAGGUUGGCUCUCAUUUCAUGUCUUUUAAUGGGCUGUAUGUCCAUUUGAAUGACAGAAUAAUGAGGCUGACCAUAGGCUAGUGUGCUUUUUGUGUGUGUGUUUUUGGUCGUAGAGAACCACUUUAAAUACUUGUUUUCUCCAAACCAGUUUGAGCUGUCAUUUUUGAAACUGGGUCUAAUACCAUAGUUAGCUGUAUGUCCAUCAAGACUGCAUACGGUCGUCAAUUGGAAUAUUAAUAACCAAGCAAAUACAGUGGUCCUCCAGAACCAGGAGUCGGACUAUUUGAACAAAUAAUUAUCAUACUGUGAAAGGCAGUGUAAAAGCAGAAUGCUAUAGUCUAAAUAGUGACUCAUAUAUGCGUCUAAAAUUCACUUGUCUAUUCUGAGCAGCAGGGGGUGUUGCUUACAAGCACUACAAAGUGUAUGAAAAGAUCACACAAAACAAAGAACCUAUUAAUAACCAAUGGGAAAACAAAAACAAAGUCCUGGGCGAAGCCAAGUUUGCCUGUUGUAAAUCAAAAGUCAUUGCCCUUUUAACCUCCAGGUGUAUAGAGAAUUCUUUUAAGAUGAUGUGAAUUUGAUAAAUAUGCUAAUUAGACUGUACAUACAGUACAUAUAAUUAUUGUCAUUAUAGUUUAUUCUUUUUUCAUGAUGUAUUGUAUUUUUUCUCAGAUGGAAGAGUGACAGAUUUAUCAAUAACAACAAUAAAGGAAUAUGUUGUAUAUCA